Messenger RNA from Cladophialophora immunda, 306 nucleotides. RefSeq lists its product as uncharacterized. The transcript has a single exon. Gene Ontology annotation, biological process: biosynthetic process. Gene Ontology annotation, molecular function: acyltransferase activity, transferring groups other than amino-acyl groups. Bases 1 to 306 code for a protein of 101 amino acids. The record is from RefSeq and is a predicted model, not a curated record. Lineage: Eukaryota; Fungi; Ascomycota; Eurotiomycetes; Chaetothyriales; Herpotrichiellaceae.
AUGAAACACAUCCGCUUGCGUGCCCUAAACCACGGGCCGGUCAAGGGCGACUUUGUCCAGGCGCUGGCGAGCAUCAAGGCGAAGGUGCUGGUGAUGCCCAGCCGGACCGACUUGUACUUCCCGCCCGAGGAUAGUGUGGAAGAGGUCAAGCAUUUGAGGCACGGGGAGCUGAGGGUGAUCGAGACCAUCUGGGGCCAUGUGGCUGGCGGUGGCGGCGGGAGCAAGCAAGACACCGAGUUCAUCAAGAGCUGUAUUCGCGAACUGCUCGCAUCCAAGGUGGAAGACCCUGGCACUAUGCGGCCAUAA